This is a messenger RNA of Spodoptera littoralis (African cotton leafworm), 1173 nucleotides long. The record is from the annotation of a GenBank genome assembly. NCBI's taxonomy places the organism in Eukaryota, Metazoa, Arthropoda, Insecta, Lepidoptera, Noctuidae.
AUGGUUCGUGGAAAUGGUCGUGGAGGCCGAGGGAUGGGUGUACGCGGUGGUAUGGGACGGCCACCGUUCAAUCGACCUCGUGUGCUGAUGCUGAGACCUCCAUUUGACUUGAUUUUGGCUGAACCGGCGUUCCCAAGAUGCAAGCCCGCUCCAGACGAUUCUGCAUUAACCCAAGCUCUUCUAAAGAGACACGCAGAGCUGUGCCCAACACCCGCAGAGCAGUCCGCAGUUCUGAGUCUAGUCACAAAACUGCAAACCGUGCUGGACAACCUCGUUGUCGCUCCCGGAGACUUUGCAGCAUGCCAACUGGAGGAGGUUCGCCAAGUCGGUUCGUACAAGAAAGGGACGAUGAUGGCUGGGAAGAAUGUGGCUGAUAUCGUCGUCAUAAUGAAGACCCUGCCCACUAAGGAAGCUGUCGAGGGCUUGUCAAAUAAGGUCAACGAAGAGCUGAACAAAUUGAUGCGUGCUGAGACCCCGAGCACGUCGGUGACCAGCGCGUGCCACGAGCGAGGGUUCACGGUGACAGGGCCCAGCGCCGCCGUCAGGGUUCUGGUCACAACGCUGCAUCAGAAUCUGAGGAAAUUGGAGCCGGAGGUCCACCUCGACUACAAAGUGAUAAGCAGCCACCUGGCCGCCAUCCGCCACAGUCGCUGGUUCGAGGAGAAUGCUCAUCAUUCUUCUAUCAAGGUCCUUAUCCGUCUGCUCCGUGACAUGUGCGCGCGUCACUCGGGUCUCGAACCCCUGACCCCGUGGAUGAUUGACCUGUUAGCUCACCACUGCAUCAUGAACAACCCUGCUAGACAAGCUCUGCCUAUUAAUGUGGCUUUCAGACGCGCGCUGUCCCUGCUGGCGGGCGGGCUGUUCCUGCCGGGCUGCGCGGGGCUGGCCGACCCGUGCGAGGCGGCGCACGCCCGCGCCCACACCGCGCUCGACCUCGCCGCACAGGACCUCGCCGCCGCCACCGCGCAGACAUUACUCCGAGUAGUGGCUCGCGGUGGUCACCGCUACGUACUAGGACUCCAAGCGUUCGAAGGUGGCAAAGACAUAUCGACUGAGAUCACAGUGUGGGACGGCGUGGUCGUGUCCCCUCUCGCGCCGGCCUACCAGGAGACGCCGGAACCGAUGGAUACUGAUGAUAAAGAGGACGACGUUCCGGACGGCGUAGCAGCUUAG